Molecule: messenger RNA, 6071 nt
Organism: Poeciliopsis prolifica (blackstripe livebearer)
Lineage: Eukaryota; Metazoa; Chordata; Actinopteri; Cyprinodontiformes; Poeciliidae
Product: mitogen-activated protein kinase kinase kinase kinase 3-like
Exons: 35
Coding region: 114-3086 (990 amino acids)
Biological process (GO): protein phosphorylation
Molecular function (GO): MAP kinase kinase kinase kinase activity; ATP binding
Source: RefSeq, a predicted model, not a curated record
UUGGAGCUACAUUGGAUUCGGGCUGGGAUUUUUUGACGCCGUAUGUUUUUCUUAAAAGAAAACCAGUUUUCGUACUUUUGUCGGGGUUCGUCAGCCGCGCGCGUUUGUACACGAUGAACUCCAGUGUCGACCUGUCCAGGCGGAAUCCGCAGGAGGAUUUUGAGCUGAUCCAGCGGAUAGGAAGCGGCACAUACGGAGAUGUAUACAAGGCUCGUAACGUAAACACAGGGGAGCUGGCUGCUAUCAAAGUCAUCAAACUGGAACCGGGGGAGGACUUUGCUGUCGUCCAGCAGGAAAUCUUAAUGAUGAAGGAUUGUAAACACUCUAACAUCGUUGCCUAUUUUGGCAGCUAUCUCAGAAGGGACAAAUUAUGGAUCAGCAUGGAGUAUUGUGGAGGUGGUUCUCUGCAGGAUAUAUAUCAUGUAACUGGGCCUCUGUCAGAGUCACAAAUAGCCUACAUGUCGCGGGAAACCCUGCAGGGUUUAUACUACCUACACAAUAAAGGCAAAAUGCACAGAGAUAUUAAGGGAGCCAACAUCCUCUUGACGGACAACGGCUACGUUAAACUUGCUGAUUUUGGAGUGUCAGCCCAAAUCACAGCCACUCUUGCCAAGAGAAAGUCAUUCAUUGGAACACCUUACUGGAUGGCUCCGGAGGUGGCAGCAGUGGAGAGGAAGGGGGGCUACAAUCAGCUGUGUGACAUCUGGGCCGUGGGCAUUACUGCGAUUGAGCUGGCAGAACUACAGCCGCCCAUGUUUGACCUACACCCGAUGAGGGCUCUGUUCUUGAUGACCAAGAGUAACUUCCAGCCUCCGAAGUUGAAAGAUAAACUCAAGUGGACGAAUAACUUCCAUCAUUUUGUGAAACUAGCUCUUACCAAGAAUCCAAAGAAGAGGCCUACAGCAGAGAAACUGCUGCAGCAUCCGUUCGUCUCCCAGCCUCUCAGCAGGACGCUUGCGAUCGAGCUGCUAGACAAGUCCAACAACCCCGACCACAGCACGUACAACGACUUCGAUGAUGACGAGCCUGAGCCCGAGUCUCCAGUCUCGGUUCCUCAUCGGAUUCGCUCCACCAGCAGAAGCACAAGGGAAGGAAAGACCCUGUCUGAGAUAAACUUCGGACAAGUGAAGUUUGAUCCUCUUCUGAGAAAGGAGACAGAACCUCAUCACGAGCCGUGUGAUUCUGAGCCCUAUCUGGACUGUGUUGAGGAGCUCUACUAUACCGCGAGAUCUAAUCUGGACUUGCAGUUGGAGUAUGGCCAGGAUUCACCAAGUUUGCUCGGAGGAAACAAAAGUCUUCUCAAGUCUGUCGAGGAGGAACUUCAGCAGAGGGGCCAUGUUGCACACUUAGGGGAUGAUGAGGAUGAGGAUGAUGAUGGUGCAGAUGAUGAUGAAACUCACACUCACAAAUCAAGCACGAUCAAGAGGCCAAAGGAGCCACCGCCACUCCCUCCGAAGCCUAAGUCUCUCAGCUCCUCCCAGCACCAGCCUCAACACAAAAACGAUGAUGGCCAAUUGCACAAUGACGACGACGCCGGAGGGGGAACCAUCAAACGGUGCCCGGCCACAGAGACGCCGAGCCCCGCCAAGGCGUCCUCCAGCGUCCCCCCACGGCCCCCGCCCCCGAAGCUGCCACCCCACCGCCGCAGCAGCCUAGGUAACGACAGCCCGCAGCGCAAAGACCUGGAAAGCUCUGCCCCAGAGGAUGAUGAUGAUGGAAGCUUUAGGCAUUUCUGGGAGUGGCUCCACACGCCUCACACAGAGGAGGAGCUGGAGGAGGCGUGGGAGGUGCUGAAGGAGGUGAAAGAGGAGCAGGAAAAGGAAGAGAGUAAUGGACUGAACUCUCCCCAUAAUGGUGAGAGGGAAAGUCCUGGAGAGAGGCAGUCUACCAUGCCCCCUAGUGUCCCUGUACGGAAAGACAAGAAGGAUGUUCCCAAGCCUAUCAGUAACGGUCUUCCUCCAACACCGAAAGUCCAUAUGGGCGCCUGUUUCUCCAAAGUAUUCAAUGGCUGUCCGCUGAAGAUCCAUUGUGCCACAUCAUGGAUCAAUCCCGACACUAGAGAUCAGUAUUUAAUAUUCGGAGCUGAGGAGGGAAUCUACACGCUAAACCUUAAUGAGCUUCAUGAGACGACGAUGGAGCAGCUCUUCCCUCGGAGGUGUACAUGGUUGUAUGUCAUGAACAAUUGUCUUCUUUCUAUAUCUGGAAAAGCCUCCCAGCUGUACUCCCACAGUCUGUCUGGACUCUUUGAACAGGCCAGACAGCUGCAGAAGCUACCAGUAUCCAUUCCCACACACAAACUCCCUGAUAAGAUUAUCCCAAGGAAGUUUGCUGUUUCCAAUAAGAUUCCAGACACUAAAGGAUGUCAAAAGUGUUGUGUGGUCCGUAACCCGUACACCGGCCAUAAAUACCUGUGUGGAGCCUUCCAGUCCAGUGUCAUGCUGCUGGAGUGGGUGGAGUCCAUGCAGAAGUUCAUGCUCAUCAAGAACAUCGAUUUCCCGUUGCCCUGUCCGUUGGAAGUCUUUGAGAUGUUGGUGGUCCCGGAGCACAUGUACCCUCUAAUCUGCGUGGCGGUCAGCAAAGGAACCGAACUCAACCAGGUGGUCCGGUUCGGCACCGUCAACCCCAAUGUUACCUCCUCGUGGUUUACAGAAGCAGACAUGCCGCAGACAUGCGUGAUCCACGUCACGCAGCUGGAGCGAGACACUAUUCUGGUCUGCCUAGACAGAUGUAUAAAGAUAGUGAACCUUCAGGGCCGGCUAAAGUCCAGCCGGAAGUUGUCCGCUGAACUCACCUUCAACUUCCAGAUCGAAGCUAUAGUUUGUCUUCAGGACAGUGUUCUAGCCUUCUGGAGACACGGCAUGCAAGGUCGAAGUUUCAAGACUAAUGAGAUCACGCAAGAGAUCUGUGACAACACACGCAUCUUCAGACUACUGGGAUCCGACAGACGUGCUGAUGAUAGAGACCCAGACUCUGAGGACAGAGGCCGCUCUCUGCCCAGGGUGGUGGUGUUGGAGAGCCGGCCGACGGACAACCCCACAGCCCACAGCAACCUCUACAUCCUGGCGGGCCACGAGAACAGCUACUGAGUCCCCGAACCCCCCGACCCUCGCACCACCCGCCGCGGCGCCGUCUAAACAACGAAAGCAACGAAACGAGCCGGUAGUGGCUUUCAUCCCAGCAUCGCAGCUUAACCCCCCUCGCCCGCCUGCUUGGUAACGUGACCGGGAGACCAGGAGAAUUUGUGAAUGCAGAUGUUUGCACCCUUUUAAACUGCAUCCGUGUGUAUGUGAAAGGUGUUCGUUAGUUCGGGGAGAGAACGGGGAGGGACUUCUCUCGGAUUUGUUUAUGUCAAAGCAACGAGUCUUAACACUCCGCGUGAAGACGCAGCUUCCCACCUUUCCCUGCAAGACUGCACAUGGAGUAUAGAAGCAUCCAGAAAACACCAACGCUACACUUGUUCUUCUUGUAAUACUACUGCUGUUUGUGCCGAAGCUUCAUAGAAGGGCCAUUACGCCCCAGAAAUUCACCCCGACCCCCUUUUUUUUGUUUUCUCCUCCAUUUUUUUGUUUUUGUUUUAACUGUCCCUUUAUUUAUUGUGGCAUGGCGUAACUUUAUUAACAAGGACGACUUUCUUCAUUUGUCAUAAAAUGUUUGUUUUAAAGACAAAAAAAUCAAAAAAAUAGACCAGACUAAAAACUUUUUUUUUUUGUCACUUUUGCUAACAAUAAAUCCCCAGUACCCGUCACUACACCACACAAGUGCUUAUUAAACCUUUAUUUAAUUCCUUGUAAAUACAUUUUUUUUUUAAAUGGCAAAGUCGAACACUAAAAGAAAAAGUCUGGUUGUGUAUAUACGUGUGUCGAUAGCUGCUCUGUCGAACCCUGGAGGCGCAAAGAGGAGUCACAGAUUUUCAAAUUUCUUUUUUUUUUUUUUUUUUUUUUUACGUUUGUUUGUUUUGUUUUUAACGUGUGGCGAGUUUCGGUUCUCUUCAGGUGAACGGCUUCAGUAAUCGGACAUUUCCCCCCGGAAAGAGGCAAAAACACGCAGGAUGCGGUUGCUCGUCUUCGUCCUGCAAGCGUCACUUCCUGCCUCAUCCCUUGGAGUUCUGCCCCCUCCAGUUUUUAACGCUGUUUUUUUUUUUUUUUUUUCAGAAAAAAUUGUCCUUUUUUAUGUUCUUUUUAUUAUUAUUGUUUCCUUUCAUUUUAUUGAACCACUGGUAUUUGAAAUUUGCACAACAAGACGAAAUGCGUUUCAUACGUGAUGUCAUGAUAGCGUGUGUGUAUACACAGUGUGUGCCUGUAGAUGCAGAGUAUGACCAUGGCAGUGUGUGGGGUGCCGGUCUAGUUGUUUUGCUGAGGUCACUUUGAAGGAGCAGCAACGAAUAAAUACCAACCCAGUAAAUGAACAAUUUACACAGAAACAACCUUGUUAGUUGAUCUCGUGAAAGGCAACUCGCAUCACUGACAACAAAAUGCGCCCCUCCUUUUUGACAUCAACCAACCCACACCAUCGACUCUCCCAAGUGCCACGCCCAAGCACUCUUUUCCCAUCUGUUCUCGUCCGUAGCGUCAAGGUUUCUGAUAAAACUACCCCCAGCGGAAAAUCCACUCUACUAUUUCAUACCUCAUGUCUUCCGAUUAACACAUGUAAAUCGACGUAACGCGUCGCUUCUGAUGUGUAUUCAGUUUUUCACACUUUUCCUUGCUUAAAAAGUACUGGUCUGUCAAAGAUAUUUCUGGUCACGAGAAACUCUUAAAGACAUUCUGUGGUGACUAGAGGAGCGCCAUGUUUUCAACUCCAUCCCGACACAUUUCAAAACGUUGUAAAAUGUUUAGCUUUGUGAAAUUCUAAUCCUCGUCUCUUUGUCCAAAGAGAGGCACUCAUGACGAGACGUAAAAACCGCUUCAUUUAGCCAAUAAGACCUCUGCUGCCCCCUGCUGGUGUGUUUCUGAGGCUUACUGUUCCUCGUAGGCAAUGAAACUUGCUGCUUCAGCCUUUGGGAGGAGAAAUCUCUCAUUGAAGAGAUGGACGCCAAACUUAUUUUAAACCUAAUUUUAAGCCCGAGUUUAAUUUACAAAGUUCCUUAUACACUUAAAACCAUACAUAAGAAAAAGCAAACAAUAAAAAAAAAUGGUUCAAUAACAUUGGGGUUUCUUUUAUGUCAGAUGAGACGGGUGUAUGUAUAUUUUUUUAAUAUAUCACUUAAAUAUGUUCUUAAACCUUGUGGCCAUAUUUAGAUAGUCUACCUUGUGAUUCAUCUUAGACUUCAGAAGAAAUAAAAAGUCCAAUCUCAGCUGGUUUGUGUUGAACAAAUCAUGUCUAAAUCUCUUUAAAUUCUCAAAUAGCUCACAGCAGCUACAUAUUGUCUCAUAAUUUAUUUUUUGUCUGAAUUUAUUUCAGUGCACUUAAUUUUUUUUUUUUUUCUUUCUUUAGAAUCGCUCGUGGAUUUUCUUGACCAAACUGUUUCGGUUGUUUCCUUUUCCUUUCAACAUGUCAUUUCCUUCCCCCAGACACGGGGAAAAAUCUCCAUCAAGAGUUCAUGUUCGAUUACAUUAUGCUGUUUCCGACUUCCUCCCUCUUUAAUGCGACCCUAUAAAUGCUGAAACCAGGUGAAGUCUUCAAACGGCUCCGCCUGAGUCAAGUAUCCUGUAGAAUGAACGUGUUUUAAGAUGUUUUGGGUACCAGAUGUGUGAAUUUUCUGGAUGAAAAAGAUCCAAGUGGCAUAUAUAUAUAUCAUUGCAUUGGGAUUCUGUCUGAUGGAAGCGUCACCUGUCUCCUGCUCAUUAGCUGAUCAGUAUUUCAAGUGUUUCCACUCCCAAACUCCGUUUGAUCCUCGUCUCCUUCCCGAUGUCGAGCAAAAAGCAAAAAAACACUGCAGGUGACGUCUCCUCUGUUGCCGCCGCAUCACUUUUGUUUUUGUUUUCAUAAUGCAAUGCAAACGUUAUAAAGUGUAAAUAGUGUAAAAUAAAAAUGGGUUUGUUUUACAUACUGUAUAAUUGCCUAUAUUUUGUUUCAGAAGUGUAACAGAUUUAUGAGAUGACAGGUUAACACAUUAAAAAGAAGGAACUGAA